This is a messenger RNA of Penicillium paradoxum, 1152 nucleotides long. RefSeq names its product putative C2H2 transcription factor. The record is from RefSeq and is a predicted model, not a curated record. Lineage: Eukaryota; Fungi; Ascomycota; Eurotiomycetes; Eurotiales; Aspergillaceae. The transcript has a single exon. Gene Ontology annotation, cellular component: nucleus. Gene Ontology annotation, biological process: regulation of transcription by RNA polymerase II. The coding region runs from base 1 to 1152 and encodes 383 amino acids. Gene Ontology annotation, molecular function: DNA-binding transcription factor activity, RNA polymerase II-specific; RNA polymerase II cis-regulatory region sequence-specific DNA binding.
AUGUACCCGAGUUCUCGCAAGUCUAAGAUGUACACUGUGCCGCACAGUGGUGACUAUUCCGAGCCCUUAGAGGCCCAGCGUAUGGGAGGCCUGACCGAACUCCCCACCAACACUCCAUCCAACUCCCACAUGUCCGCUUUUCAGGAGAUGAAUUUCAUGGACCAACCAGACCCUCGAGCGUUUCUGAUCCCGGGCAAUUAUUCAAUCGGCAGGAGGGGAUCUACAGGAGCCGAUACAGUGGGCUCUCAAUAUGCAUGGUCCUCUGCGUCCAACGCGGACAUCCUCUCAAGAUCCCCUAAUAUGUCCUCCUAUGACAACCCCAUCGGCCAUGGAGCAAUGUCGCCCUUCAUGCAGGGUUACUAUCCAUCUGACUCUUCAGAUAUCCUCAACGACCCAAAUUUCCAGGGCUAUACUCCGCAACAGAUCGAUAAAUGGUGCAUUGACAGCAAUGCCGCGGGAGACCUCUACCAGUCCCAGCCAUACCCAAACAUGGGCUCUAUGCAAUUUUCAUCACCAGAGAUGCAAACAGAGUCCUAUUCGACAUUUAACAACGGCCUCAAUGCCAACGAACAUUGGCUCCCAUGCCCACCCCACUCCUCAGUCGACCUAAUCCAAGAAUCCUUCUUCUCACCCUUACAAUCACUCUCAGCCCCUCGGUCAGUUCCAGCACAAACAUCCCACCCAUACCAGUCUACACCAGCUACCAUCUCAGUAGCAUCCUCUCCUCCACACUCUACCUCCGACCCAGACUCCCCACCACCCGCAGCAGGAGGCUCCAGCUCCGGCUCCGGCUCCAACGCAAGCGACCUACGCAACUACGGCAUCCCCACAGGCGAUGGUAACUGGCGCUGUGCCUACCCAGGCUGUUCAUCGCAUGCCUCGUUCCGUCGGGGCUGUGAUCUGAGGAAACACUUCAACCGUCACAGGAAGUACCUCUUCUGUCGCUACGAGGGAUGUCCUCAGUCCGCGCAGAAUGCCCUGUCUUCACAAAAUGGGUUCAGUAGUAAAAAGGACCGUGCCCGCCACGAAGCGAAGCAUAACCCCGGUGUGCUUUGUGAGUGGGAUGGCUGUGGAAAGGUAUUCAGUCGCGUCGACAAUAUGAAGGAUCAUGUGAGGCGGAUCCAUCGAAAGGGUCAGACUGGGAGGGCUUGA